UUUCCACCACCUAAUCAUAAGUCGUCGCGUGUCAGUGCGAGCGAGCGAGCGGUCUGUCAAUCCCACCCCCAGCCUGCCGUUGCUGACGUUCUCUUCAUUUAUUACUAACUAAAUUAUUGGACCAAACGGCCAGUCUCUGGUCUCUCUCCUCUCUUCCAAGGCAAUGCAAGGAGGUCAAGCGGUGGUUGAGGGGCCAGUCCGGCUGGCCUCCGUUCUUUCGCCGUCCAAGCCUAAUUUUUUACCAUCAUUGACCAAAAUAGUUGGUACUCUCGGAGAAAAUUCUCGUCCGGUUGAGGUAAUUCAGGCAUGUCUAGAGGCAGGAAUGUCAGUUGCACGGUUUGAUUUUUCUUGGUUAGAUGACAACUACCACCAGGAAACCCUGGAAAAUUUGAGGAUAGCAGUGAAAAAUGUGAAGCGACUAUGUGCUGUUUUGCUGGAUACUAUGGGCCCAGCACUCCAGGUUUGCAAUAAGACUGGGAAAAAAAUUGAGUUGAAGGCUGGCAGUCAUGUGACUAUUACUCCAAAUAUUGAUAGAGAACCAUCAGCAGAGGUCUUACCUGUAAAUUACAAUGGUCUUGCAAAGGCUGUACAGAAGGGGGCCACCAUUUUUGUGGGGCAGUAUCUCUUCACAGGAAUUGAAGCUACCUCUGUGUGGCUGGAGGUUUUGGAGACUAGGGGUCCAGAUAUCAUAUGUCUAGUGAAGAACAGUGCAAUACUUGCAGGCUUUCUUUUUACCAUGCAUGUUUCCCAAGUUCACAUUGAGUUGCCUACUUUAACUGACAUUGAUAAACAGGCUAUAUCAACUUGGGGCUCCCGGAACAAAGUUGAAUUCAUUUCACUGUCAUAUACUCGGCAUGCAGAGGAUGUUCGAGAGCUCAGAAGUUUCGUGAAAGCUCAUAAUCUUCCUGAAACUCAGAUAUUGGCCAAAGUGGAGACAGUGGAGGGACUGAGACAUUUUGAUGAUAUCCUUCAGGAAGCAGAUGGAAUUAUACUUUCUCGAGGGAAUCUGGGAAUUGACUUUCCCCCAGAAAAGGUUUUCUUGUUUCAGAAGUAUGCCAUGCAUAAGUGUAAUAUGGUUGGGAAACCUGCCAUAAUUACUAGAGUGGUGGAUAGUAUGACUGCAAAUCUACGGCCUACUCGUGCGGAGGCAACAGAUGUUGCCAAUGCUGUUCUUGAUGGUGCUGAUGGUAUUUUACUGGGACCAGAAACACUUCGAGGCCUAUAUCCAGUUGAGGCAAUAAGAAUUGUGGGAAGAAUAUGUGCUGAAGCUGAAAGUGUUUAUAAUCAAUCUCUUCAUUUCAAGAGAAUCACCAAAUAUGUUGGAGAGCCAGUGUCUGAUGCAGAAUCUGUUGCUUCAUCAGCGGUGCUUGCUGCUACUGAAGUAAAGGCUGCUAUGAUUGUUGUGUUCACUUCAUCUGGUAGAGCAGCAAGGUUGAUUGCAAAAUAUAGGCCAUCUGUACCAGUGUUUGCUAUCACCAUCCCUCGUCUUAAGACGAAUUCACUGAGAUGGACUUUCACUGGCUCAUUACAGGCUAAGCAGUUGCUUGGCGUAAGAGGAGUCUAUCCUAUUUUGGCCAGUCCGAAUGUGGCUACCUCAGGUGGUUCGAGCGAAGAAUCAGGCUUGAAGAUUGCCCUUAAUCAUGGUAAAUCUGUGGGGUUACUGAAACCUAAUGACCAGGUGGUUGUCUUCCAAAAGAUAGGGGAUUCAUCUGUCUUCAAGAUCGUUGUACUUGAGUAUUAGCAAUAACAUAUUCAAUACCAAGUACCAUGUCCUUUGUAACCAACCUUGCUAAAUUUUUCUACUCUCCCGAUAUUGAUCACACCAAAUCCAGCAAUAUAUUGAAGUACAAUCUACUCGCGGUUGAGGUAUUUUGAGCCAUCCAAUUACAUAUAUGACUUUUAUGUUCACCUGUAUUGUUUUCACUUUUUAUCAGGGAAUGGCAAGUCUUUGCUUGGUGGGUAGGAUACAUAGGUAUUUUAGCUUACUUCGAAGGUGGCAUUGUUAGAGCAAAGGCAAUGCGAUUCUCCUGGUCUGUCUGAAAAUCAAAUAAAAGAGAAAAGAAAACUGCGUUUGAUAAUCAA
Messenger RNA from Diospyros lotus (date-plum), 2082 nucleotides. RefSeq names its product pyruvate kinase 1, cytosolic-like. Gene Ontology annotation, molecular function: pyruvate kinase activity; potassium ion binding; magnesium ion binding. Lineage: Eukaryota; Viridiplantae; Streptophyta; Magnoliopsida; Ericales; Ebenaceae. The transcript is spliced from 16 exons. The coding region runs from base 164 to 1741 and encodes 525 amino acids. The record is from RefSeq and is a predicted model, not a curated record. Gene Ontology annotation, biological process: glycolytic process. Gene Ontology annotation, cellular component: cytoplasm.